AGACUCUCGUCUACGAAAACUAGAUGGGAGGAACAUGAGGCUGGAGUUGGGUCACGUCAUCAUGGGUUAUAAGGACGACUUACCGGCUCUCGUCUACACAGUACAGAUUUGUGAUGGCUACUAGUGUUGCUAAGAAGAGGAAGUACAUCGAUGGAUACAUUAACUACGGAUUUACGUCAAUCCUCGCUGAUGGCAUUGAGAAACCUCACUGUGCUGUGCUUCAAAGUGCUGGGGAACGAUUCUAUGAGGCCUAGUAAGCUGAAGCAUCUUCUGAUGACGAUCCAUCCACAGUAUGCGGAGAGAGACACCGAUUUCUUCAGGCGCCAUGAACGGAUUGUAGUUGAGGCAUCAUACGAGGUUUCCCUCGAAAAUAGCAAAGCAAAAGAAGCCCCAUACAAUUGGGGAAACUUUAAUUAAGCCAUGUGCUUUAAAAAUGGUCAAACAGGUUCUUGGAGAGGCAAGUGAACGUAAAAUUCAACAAAUUUCCUUGUCAAACGAUACAGUGAAACGGAGAAUUAAUGAAAUGUCAGAUGACAUAAAGGAAAAAGUGAUACAGGAGAUCAAAUUAUCUCCAACUGGUAUGUUUACAAUACAGCUGGAUGAGUCAACGGACGUGAGUUCUUGUGCACAGCUACUCAGGGAGGAAUAUCUGCUCUGUACACAGCUUGAGACCACCACAACAGAUGUAGAUGUGAUGGAAAAGCUGUCUUCUUUCUUCACAGCUAACAGGAUCAGCUGGGAUAAUUGUUGUGGAGUCUGUACGGAUGGGGCUCCGGCGAUGAUGGGAUCAAAAUCGGGGUUCCAGAAGCGUGUCAAGGAAGUAGCUCCGAAUGCCAAGGGGAUCCAUUGUAUGAUCCAUCAUUUUGCACUGGCGUCGAAAACCCUCCCUGAUGAACUUUGCAAGAUCCUGGAGGUAGUGGUCAAAUGUGUCAACUGUGUCAAAGCUGGAGAUCUGAACUCUCGCUUUUUCCAGAACCUUUGUAGAGACAUGGAUUCAGAGCAUGAAGCCCUCCUCUUUUACUCCAAAGUGCGCUGGCUUUCCCAAGGUGUAAUGUUGUGACUCGAGUGUUUGAACUUCGCGGAGAGCUUAAGUUGUUCCUGGAAGUUCAAGGGAAAGAUGAUCUAUUAAGUCACUUCAAUGAGGUGUUGUGGGAGCCUCGUCUUGCAUAUUUAGCAGAUAUAUUUGAGCAGCUAAACAGGUUGAAUCUCAAGCUGCAGGGCAAGGACAGAAAUGUGUUUCACCUCAUGGAUUGUCUUCGUGCAUUUCUUGCCAAGCUCCAGAAGUGGCAAAGGAAAGUCAAUGCAGGAAAUGUUGCCAUGUUUGAGAAUCUUUCAACUGUUCUUGAUGAGAAUGUAGAUCAUCUGCUUGACCCAUCACUCAAAACUGAAAUCACUCAGCACCUGAAAUCCUUGGAAAGUGAGCUCAAAAAGUAUUUCCCAGAAUUCGAGGAGGAAGAUGGGAAAUUGGUGAGGAAUCCUUUCUCUGGCACUCUUGAUAUUGCUACAAUUCCCAAUGUUGUUCAGGACGAAUUUAUUGAUCUCAAGAAUGAUUCUGCUGCCAAAGAUCUCUAUGAAGAAAGAUCUCUGACUGUAUUCUGGUGCUCAAUGUAUCAGUCAUAUCCAAAAGUUAGCGAGAUUGCACUUCGAGUCCUCUUGACUCUUUCAACUACCUAUUUAUGCAAAUCUGGUUUCUCCACCCUUCUACGUAUAAAGAGUAAAAGCCGGAACCAACUGGAUGUGGAUCCGGACAUGAGAUGUGCAUUGUCAGUGACACAACCUCGGAUCAGUCACCUGACUGAAAGGAAACAAUGUCAGCCUUCCCAUUGAGCUGUGACAAAAUAUGCAGAGGUCAUAUGAACUUUUUCCCAACCAAAUUCAAGUUUGCUGUGAGGCUUGUCUAGUAGUCACUCUAGUCUAGUGACGUCAGUUUUGUAAAUCAUGUAAGUCUAUCAAAAUAUAAGAUAAUGAUGUUUGUCAACCUUGAAAUUAAAAUAAGGGUAUUGUC
Homarus americanus (American lobster) is the source of this 2005-nucleotide messenger RNA. Its product is annotated as protein ZBED8-like. NCBI's taxonomy places the organism in Eukaryota, Metazoa, Arthropoda, Malacostraca, Decapoda, Nephropidae. The coding region runs from base 434 to 1060 and encodes 208 amino acids. The record is from RefSeq and is a predicted model, not a curated record. The transcript is spliced from 2 exons.